UAUUGUGGUAUAUAUAAUAUACGGGUUCCUCCUCUAACAUCUAAGAUGAUUAAUCAUUCUGUAAAUAAGGGGGAUCGGACUCUCCCUUAAUUUCCUCACAUGAUCCAUCAAGUAAUUAACGAAAUGGAGAAGGUGGGCGAUUCUCAGCCGUCUUCAUCAGAUCCCGUUUCGCCAACUAGUAACAAGAUGAUGAAGGAGCCGCCGCGGAGACUCGAGAUAGUUACUUCAGAAAUCUGUUUCGAAAAGAAAAAAUGUGUCUUAGGAAAGCUUAAAGGGGAAUUAUCUCUUUUAUUUUUUGGAUUAUCUCUCCUGUUUUUUGGAUUACCUCUCUUGUCUUCAACAACCUAUUGGGCGAUAAUAGGAAUGGUAAUGAUCAUGGAUUACCUUCUCAAUGAGGGGGGCGAUGCGAUCAAGUCAAUUACAGCACUUGUUCAUGAUGAGAUGGACGAUGCAAUCAAGUCAAUUACUGAACUAGAUGCAAUUAAGUCAAUUGAUAAUGAUGAUGGUGAUGAGGAUGAAAUCAAGUCCGCACUUGUUCUUGAUGAUAGUGAUGGGGAUGAAAUCAAGUCAGCACUUGUUCUUGAUGAGGAUGCAAUCACGCCAAUUACAGCACACGGCGGUUACGGCCGCAUCUGCUGCAUGACCGCUGCAAUUCCCGUAGGCAGGAUGCCCGAGAUGUCGAUUCCCCAAGUUGGUCAUUGGGGUACGGAAGUUCUUUACCACAGUGAAAUAAUGAGGUCCGGAAACUACCACAAUGGAAGAGAUGGGACAGAAAUGAUCAUGGACUACAUUAAGCAUAAAACGUCGCGAGUGUCGGCGUUGCAAGAAAUUGCGUCACGAGCGCCGGCGUUGCCAGAAGUUGCUGAUACGAAAAUGCCAAUAGAGCGCAGUGAAAAUAGUCGGCUGCAGCGGCGGCGCCGGCGCCGGUGGUGGUUGUUGUGGUGGUGAUGAAGAAGAUAGAAAUAAAAUAAAUAUGUAAGGUUAAUUUUUAACAUUAAGAUUUAUGUACGAGUGUUCUUUUCGUUGUAAUUUUUGGUGGAGUUCCGGUGAUCA
Molecule: messenger RNA, 1053 nt
Organism: Zingiber officinale
Lineage: Eukaryota; Viridiplantae; Streptophyta; Magnoliopsida; Zingiberales; Zingiberaceae
Exons: 4
Coding region: 100-948 (282 amino acids)
Source: RefSeq, a predicted model, not a curated record